Molecule: messenger RNA, 678 nt
Organism: Dibothriocephalus latus
Lineage: Eukaryota; Metazoa; Platyhelminthes; Cestoda; Diphyllobothriidea; Diphyllobothriidae
Source: the annotation of a GenBank genome assembly
GCCUUCUAUGCGGUCAUGCAAAAUCCGUCGAAUCAACCUCUAUCCCUCCCGACAGCCUUCAAGUAUGUUUUUUGCCAUAUGAGCGUCUGUCAACUUCACAAAAGUUCUCUCCUUAACGUUCUCGCCUGUCAACUUCACAAAAGUUCUCUCCUUAACGUUCUCACAUAUUUAAAAAAAUGUUACAAGAAAUCAAAGUGCCAGGAGAAUCAAAUAGCCAUUCGCUUUCCAGAGCUUCCUCUUCCUCUGGAGUCUCAAAUAUUGGCCUCCAUAUUUACUCAACUUUUGCGAGGGAGGGUGAUACAGGUGCUUUCUGCUGGACUUUUCCUACCUGGAAGUGCCGGUUUCAUUGAUCCCUGUGAGCCUAACAACCGGCGAGUGCAUUCCUCCAUCCCUCUGCUUCAGAAGGAUGAAAUAUGCUGUGCUGCUCAAACAAUUUGUCGAAUCAUCGGACAAAAUAAGUACUCUGUUCUCUUUGACGUUCAACGUGGCAACUCACCCCUCAGUCCAGAAACCCUGACCAGUUUGGCGAACAAAUUGCCGGGAUUGGAGGUCCUUUUGUCUGAACCGGUUUAUGUAGAACCGCCUUCGACUUCCGUCGAAGAUUCGUCCAGGCUGGAGACUGACGAGGACGGUAUAAGUGAAAUCGAGGCCAUGGAAAACCACGAGGCUGCUGUCUAG